CUCCAACAGAACCUUCUACUUCCAAGAAGCAAGUAGCAAUUUGUUUCUUUAGAAUAGACAAGCAUCCAAGCCUCCUUUCCUGGCGAAAUCGGAGGUUUUGGUCCACAGCAGUAGCGUUUUUUUGAUUCGUGCGGAUUUUUUUGGCUAGAAAGUCCUAUUAAAUAUUGUUGGCUUUUUCGACGCCUCCGUCGCUUAUUCAAGCCAUUUCUUUGCACGCGAAUCCGAAUUCAUCUUGAUCCACUUUGCGUGCACGACGGAAAUAAAAGCUUGACUGCUACAACAUUUGCAUUGCUUUAUACGUAUAUUAUCGGCAUCAACUUUAUAUCAAUCAUCGCAUAUCGCCUCCUGUUACUCAGCUCGAUCUUUUUUUCAAAAGAUCAUCUUGUAAAAUGAUAAACACGUGGGAGGCGAUCCACGGGAAGGCGACGAAGAAGAUCCCGAAGUCUCAUUCCGUCCAGUUCCUAAAGCUCAGCAAUGGUGGACAGGGACCCACGGUCGGCCUCACGCGCAUGUCGCGGGGUAGGCAGAAGGAGACGAUUUUCAGCCCCGCGCAGACCGAAACUGGGUUCCGAAAAUCCCGACACCGUAGCCCGAGCCCGCCCGGCUCUCCCACUGCGAAGAAGCACAAGAAGCCCGAGUUUUACCUGCAAGAGUGCGAGGUGCCGCACAAGAAAAAGCAAUCGCUUUUCCAGAUAGUCGGAAACGAGAUUGGGGUAGAACGGAUCGCAAAAGUCUGUCUAAAGGUGUCAGAGGAAGACCCGCUCCUGCAGCCUCUCAAAAAGGAAAUCAACAUGCCGCUCGCAAAAACGUAUUUUGGUUUUUUAAGUAGUACCUCUGUGCAGUUUUAUUUGUGCUCGCAAUAUAUAAGAAAACUGAUGAGUGAAUUCAGAACUUAGCCCAGUGCAAUACAACCUUGGAUGAUUAUUUUCGGCGGGAGGACUGCGGGCUAAACCUAAAAGAGAUGAUUUUUUUGACACACGACACGAACUACUAAACAGGUUAAUGGCCUAUCUGCUUGGCCAGAACCUGCCGGAGUUCGCGUCCAAUCUUCCGGAGUUCAAGCGGGAACUGAUACGCGCGCGGGACCACUACAAGCUGACAGGGGAGCACUUCGACAAGAUGCAAGCGAUGUUCCAGAAGGCGGUGCACGGCCUGUGCCACAAUAACGCCACCCGGCUCGAGUGGGACACGGUCUCGGCGUGUUUUCGCCGCGAAAUCGAGCACGGCGACCUCCACGCGGUUACCGAUAAAAGGAUAUGCGCCUUCGAGAUAGUGCUCCGAGGACUUAAGUUCGUGCCACACGACGGCGACGCGAAGAAAAUUAUUGUGGACAUAAUCAUGAUAGCAAAGCAGCUGCCGGAUCCGGAUAUCAAGAGUAUCUAAUGUUGUAGUGGAUUAUUUCUCUUUUGGUGCAUACUGACAAAUGAAAAUUGCAUUGAUUUCUUUUGCAAGUAAACAAUAACCACGAUGUAGCAAGCACGGACAGUAGAUUCCUUGAGCAAUUUCCAUAGUCCAACUCAUCCCUAAAAAUUAACCACAGGAGCUGUGAUGCGGAGUUUCUAUCCGGAGGCUUUGACACUAACGGAGUGUGCGGUAAAGGGAAACGGGUUGCUGAUAAGAUUCCAGCUCCUUCCGGAGCUCUACGACGACAGAAUCACCCUGAAGCAGACUGAUUUCGGCCACACCAAGCAGUUUCUGGACCAACUGCACCGACAGUUCGAUCCGGACGCAGACCUGGAGGCGGCAGCAGAGAUGGUGGAUGUUAGCGAGGAGGAGCAAGAUCCCAGGAUAUUAGCGUACUUUUUUGAAAACUUUUGAUUUGACUUUUUUCAGAAUGAAUUGGAAAUCAGAGCAGAAAAAAUAGGCGCAGGCACUAUAAUUUCACUAUAGGGCCACAAUGUGGCGCCACGGCCGCCAUAAUCGUUUAUCAUGCAUAUGCAUAACCUACGACCGCGAAAAGAUUUUACCGAAAAGCAUACACGCACGACAAACGAACAGCGCCAAGCAAGAGUGGCAAGACAAGGCCGCGGCGAUAACACAGCCAAUGGAUAGCCUGAUUCCAGUGGAGGAACCGGAUUACGAUGGGAUGCAGCUCGAAACCCAGCUUGCCGAGACGCUGCACCCAGGACCGAGCAUUUUGGAGCUUUACCCGAGUCUCCCAAGCUUCGAAGGGGACCAAAAGUACUAUAACAGAUUUGAAUCUGCUUUUCUUUUGAAUUCAAAAAAAAAAGAAUCAACUCAAAAGUUGCAAAACAGGGACGAUUUCCGAACAUUCUUUUCAUCUUUUGAAAAAUUUUCUGACCUACCACAGGAUCGUAUUCGAAGAGCAGAACCGUAGAAUACAACUUUUGGAGCAGCAGCUGCACAAACUCUCGCAAGUCCACGCGAAGGAGCUCACGCGAACGAGAAAAAUGCUGAUGCUGGCACAGGUACUGACAAUAAAUUCUUCGGUUGUGGUGCUGAAAAUGUUGGAUUACGUUUCGUUGCGGACGAUAGAUGUCAGGAAUGCCAUACAUGCAGUCAACCCCGACUUGCGUCUAGAGACUCAAUUGAAAAAUUCGAUGUUAAGAAGAUUAUGAUUUGAGACUCUCCUUUCUACCAAUUUCCCAGGAUCGCAUUGGUGAAUUGGAGGAAAUGACCACGCUACUGCCGACGGAGGCGGCGCAGGCCCAGAAUCUCGUCUUUCGCAUCACGCAGGAUAGCAUCCGGCGCAGUUUGCGACAAGGCGACGACGACUUGGACAGCGAGGCAGCGUCUCUUCAGAUGCUGGAGUCCUGCCCGACACCGUCGCUACUCCCAACUACCUCCGCGGCCGGGUUUCACCAGGCGGCGGCGCGGACGGAUAGCGGCAGCGCCAACACCACGCAGUCACGCCUGAUGCCGGGCGAGAGCAUCGACACCAAGCUGAAGGAGUGGAUCGAGGUGUCGAACCGGUUUGCGGACGCGCAGAAGUCGCCCAGAGCCUUUGACCGGCCGAGCAGCGGCGGGAAAUCACCCGGCAGAUCGCCCAAAUCAGGCUCGAAGAGGAUGCUGGGUUGAGAGAAUUGGCAGCGGAUUUUGCUUGUGAUACCUAGCAAACCACCAUGCGAAUCUUUUUGAAAAGUAGAACCACUUCUAUACUACUACUGGUACAAAAGAAACGAGAAAUCAUGUUUGUAACACUCGUCUUGUAGCUGGUAUGAUGAUGUGUUUGUACAAUUUUUUCUGUACAAAUGAGUAGAGUACCAGGCACAAAGCUACAACUGGUCGUUUCCAAAUUUCCAUUUAUCAAACAAGAAUGUUUUUGUGUUGAGGCGCGGCCUGUCUUUCGCGCUGACCGCGCCCUCGUCACAGAAAUACUGGAAGUACUCACUUUCGUUUUCGCGUGUUGUCAUAUGCACAAAAUGCUUUAAAAGGUUUCGCGGACGAGCUUGUAAUUCAUUGUACGAUCACAUGUAUCCUAUUGAUGUUUUCGCAAACGCCCUGUAUAGUGGUUUUGUUUCGAUAACUCGUAUGCCUGCUCCAU
Amoebophrya sp. A120 is the source of this 3505-nucleotide messenger RNA. Lineage: Eukaryota; Dinophyceae; Syndiniales; Amoebophryaceae. The record is from the annotation of a GenBank genome assembly.